Verticillium nonalfalfae is the source of this 525-nucleotide messenger RNA. RefSeq lists its product as uncharacterized. The record is from RefSeq and is a predicted model, not a curated record. Bases 1 to 525 code for a protein of 174 amino acids. NCBI's taxonomy places the organism in Eukaryota, Fungi, Ascomycota, Sordariomycetes, Glomerellales, Plectosphaerellaceae. The transcript has a single exon.
AUGGCCUCCCAACAGCGAAACAGACCAGAUGAACCUAGCCCCCUGUCGCAGACCAUGAAGCAGGAUCCCACUUUACGAGGCUUCUUUCAUGUCGGUCUCGACGGCGUCGUUCGAUCAAUGUCUGGUAGCUACACAGUUCUCGAUGCUCGCGGACUCAGUGCUGUGCAAAUUGCCAACAUCAUCGCGCACUUUCCCCUGACAGAGGAAGAGAGGGAUAAAUACCACGGCGUGGAUGGUUCCAACAUCACCGGUCAUGACGAGCUGUACCAUCCGAGGCCGGGGAUCCUGCCGAAGAAACCAACAGAAGCGGAGCGAGACGAGAGGCGUCAGAUCGUCGAGGCAUAUCAAAAGGAGAGGGAAGAAUCAGGAAGUUCAGUGACUUGUAGGCUACCAGAAGCGGAUGGUGUGUCGACUGAGGAUCGCCUGGCCCAGGCACGGACCGAAAUCGAGGAGCGCAAUGCACUGCUGGAGGAGAGGGACCCGACCUUGGCUUGUUGCAAGCCAUCACCGUUUGAAAAUAGUUAG